GAGGACGCAGCCAGUUCCUCUCCCUCCGCCCCUCCACAUCCUAGAGAGAGCGAGAGAGGAGAGAGAAGAGGGAGAGAGAGAGAGAUAGAGAACAAACCCACGCAAGAACCGUCUCAGAAUCCUGUAAUCCCACGGAAAUCCCACUUAUAAAGGAUUCGAUUCUCCUCUUGUAGGAUUCAAAAGCAGAAAUCCUACAUAUCCUACUUCUCUUGGUUCUGGAAAAGGAUUUGACGUCGUUUAUUCAUUUCCUCAUGAGUAGGAUCAUCUGAGGAUCACUUAUGUAGGAUUCUAAAGGGGACUAAACACUGUGCAUGGAUUCAGACUCACUAAAAAGGUGGAUUUGAAGGAUUCUGGUGUCUGUGUGAUUCCACCUCGCCAUCCACGUGACAGAAAACGGAGAGUGGUAGUGUGGAGGGAGUGAUUCCAUUUAUCUACUUCUUCGGAUUGAAUACUCGUCUAAUUUCUUGGUUUGUGGAUCACUGGAUUUAUCAUGAAGAGUUGGCGCGAAGCAGUAGUGAUGGUAGUGGUGGUGAUGAUGGCGGUGGAGGCACAGCCCUCACUCGCCGCCGCCCACAGGUCUAUGCACCGGCGCCAUGCUGCUGCGCCCUCCCCCGCCGGCGAAUCCUUCCUGGCGGGGCUGGGCGGCGGGGAGAACACAGUGCUGGGCAGCCUCCUGCAGCUGGGCACGAAGGACUUGGGGCUGCAGGACCCGUUGCUGCAGUCUGGCACGCCACGGCACCCCGCCUUGCACCAGCCGCAGCCCCCAGGCCCGCCACAGCCCCCGCCACACCCCCCGCCACAGCACAACCACACGCAGCAGGGCACGCAGCAGCAACAGCAGGGGGCCGGUGGGAUGUCAGCCGGCCAGGCCGCCGCCGCAGUGGGCGAGCUGAUGCGGCAGCUGCAUAAUCUGACCUUCCUGCCCCUAGUGCCGCGGGAGGGCGAGCCGCCCCACGCCCACGGCGACGACCCUCUGCUGCUGCAGUACCUGGACGCCGUGCGGGGCGACGCGUGGGCGCAGUUCAAGAGCCUGGCGGUGGGGUACAGCAGCUGGCUGGAACACGAGUACAGCCUGAAGCACCUCACCGCUGCGCUGCCCCUGGACCUCGUCAAGAAGGUGCUGGACCUUGGCGACCGCGUCAACUUCCUGCGCGUGGUGGGGCGCCGCGUGGAUCCCGGCCUGGCCACCUUCCUGGCUGACAAGAUGCAGCCGUUGUUCGACCACUUCAGCCAGGUGGCGGCAGGGCGCCUGGUGGGCGGCAGCCUUGCCGACGCGGUGGGCGGCGUGGUGAGCGACGCCGCGUGGAAAACUCUGCGGCAGUUCGUAGACCAUGUGCUGAGCGUGGCGGGCGGCGCCGUGACGCGAGAGGAGAUCGACCACUUCCGCGAGGACCUGGCCAAGACCAGCCCCCUGGCUGCGCGGGGCCUGCAAAUGCUGCUGGACGGCCCACCCCCCGAGGAGGAGGAGCAGGGUGAGGGGCGCUCCAUCUCCAGGCAGAGUUACCGAGACUACCACGACGGUGGCUACGGCGGCCACGGCGCCUACGACGACUCGUACGGCACGUACGGCGGCGUGUCGCAUGGCUACUCCUCUGGGGGAUACGCCGCGGGGGUGCACAUGGACCCGUACCUCAUCCUGGCGGGACUGGGCGCCGCCGUGCUGCUGGCCUACCUGGCCUACCGCGUGCUGGUCACCACGGAGGCUGCUGGCAGCAGGCACCUGAUGGACGACCUGGCGCUGCGGGACCUGUCAGACACUCCCGCCGUGCUGCACUCCCUGCACAGCCUGCUGGACGACGCGGAGCGCAAGUACGACACCAAGCGGUCGGCGCCGCGGGACGACAUGGACGACUUCACUGACGCCCUCAACGCCCUGUGGCGCGAGCACGAAGUGGCGGACGGCUGCGUGCGCUGCACCCUCUUUGACGCCAUCCUGGACUACGCGCACGUGGGCAGUGCCUCCACCUCAAUGCCCGCCCUGGCCGUGUCGUGGCUGGCUCACCUGCUGGGCGCCGAGAGGCCAGGCCAGCUGCUGGACGAGGUUGUCGGCCAGGUGGUGGAGGGACACUCUGUGGUCUGCCACCGCCAUGACCACACCUGUGACCUCAAGUGAACUGUGUGUGUGUGUGUGUGUGUGUGUGUGUGUGUGUGUGUGUGUGUGUGUGUGUGUGUGUGUGUGUGUGUGUGUGUGUGUG
This is a messenger RNA of Scylla paramamosain (green mud crab), 2195 nucleotides long. RefSeq lists its product as uncharacterized. Bases 491 to 2113 code for a protein of 540 amino acids. The transcript has 3 exons. Lineage: Eukaryota; Metazoa; Arthropoda; Malacostraca; Decapoda; Portunidae. The record is from RefSeq and is a predicted model, not a curated record.